Molecule: messenger RNA, 271 nt
Organism: Funneliformis caledonium
Lineage: Eukaryota; Fungi; Glomeromycota; Glomeromycetes; Glomerales; Glomeraceae
Source: the annotation of a GenBank genome assembly
AUAUUUGAAAGAAAUUGCAAAAGAAAGGGAUAUUGACGAAAAUAAUAAAGAGCAACUUGAUAAUGAAACACAUUAUGCAAUAGAUGAAGAAAUAAAUGUAGAAAAAGUAACAGGUGAAGAAAUGAAUAUAGAAAUAACUAAUGAAAUGAACGAAAAUAUUGAUGCAGAUAUAUAUACAAAAAGGAGAAUAAAUAUAGAAGAAAUGAAUAUAAAAAAAGAAACAAAUAUAGGAGAAGAGCAAGUUAAUAUAGAAAAAAAAGGAUAUAUAUGA